This is a messenger RNA of Hibiscus syriacus, 1113 nucleotides long. RefSeq lists its product as uncharacterized. The coding region runs from base 1 to 1113 and encodes 370 amino acids. The transcript has 8 exons. Gene Ontology annotation, cellular component: nucleus. Lineage: Eukaryota; Viridiplantae; Streptophyta; Magnoliopsida; Malvales; Malvaceae. The record is from RefSeq and is a predicted model, not a curated record. Gene Ontology annotation, biological process: nuclear DNA replication.
AUGGCGAAAGUAGCCGCGCGUGGUGCAUCAACUACUGCUUCGCUACAAAUCGGUGGCGACACCCUCAAAGUUGGUCCAACAGUUAAAAGGAAGACCCCUUCGGAACUCAGAGGGGAACAGCUUAAGCAGACCAAUGUGUCUGAGCUUCUUAAUAAAUAUUUGGCCACAAGUGAGAUGGAUAAUUCAUUCAAAAAGCCAGAUCCUCCAAGGAAUCCUAGAUAUACUGACACCCGUAUGGAUGAAGUAUUUCCUGCCAAGAAAUCAAGGUUCAAACUGGUUUCAGGAAAAGAGAAUGCCAAGGAAAAUAGUUCAAUUGAGCUACCUAUCAGCCUAAAGAAAAUCUCUGCUCUUUCAAAUUCGGCUUCUGUGAGAAGGCAACAAUUUUCAUGUUCAAAGAAUUCUGUUUCUUCUGCUGAUGUUCCAAAAGAUGAUUUGCCCAAUGGCCAUAGUACACUUGAAAAAUGUAGUCAGGGUACAUUUCUUAGUGUUACUGAGCUUUCAUCUGGGGGUCAAAAGUUAUCAGGUUUGGCAAGUGUUGACAUGGAUAAAGCAUUGAAAGGACUAGCUGCUUGUGAAUCAAUCCUGACUAGACCUCCCGAGUCUUCUGAAGGUGAUGUUUCAACUGGAAACUUCUGCACUGAAUUCCAUGUGACUGGCCAGAAGAUUCCUCUGGAUUUUACUAUGAAAACUUACAUGCGAUUGGUGUCCUCAUCCUCUGUGAAUUGGUUAAAUAGGUCAAUGAGGUGUGCUACCUACAAUGGUAUGCCUCAAUUUACAACCAAUGCUGGUGCUUCAGAUGAUCAGAAUAUUAUCAGUGCUUCACAGACCAGACUGAGUUCUCAAGUUUUGAAUUCUAAAGCAUUACAUUCAUGGAUUUAUCCUCAAUCUACUUUACCACCAUCUCUCAUGUCAAUAUUGACGUCAGCGGCAGUAGAUGGAGUGGAAAUGGAUUUCCUAAGAAAGCGAAUCGGAGUGUGGGAGGAGUCAUUUCGGAGUCUUUACUAUAUGUUUCGGAAAAAUGUUUGUAGCGUCUUUUAUGGUACAUGUUUUUUCAUGGUUAUGAUUUUUUCAUUGACACCUUUGCAACCACCCGCCAAUCUUCUUGGCAUGUGA